This is a messenger RNA of Haemonchus placei, 1731 nucleotides long. Lineage: Eukaryota; Metazoa; Nematoda; Chromadorea; Rhabditida; Trichostrongylidae. The record is from the annotation of a GenBank genome assembly.
AUGGUGCCGAAGAAGAAGUUGAAAAAUAAGGCUAAACCUAAGUUGAAGACCAAAGAAGAAUCGGAGACAGAUGAAGAGAAUUAUGAAGUUGUCGAUCUAUCUGCAGUCCCGACACCAAAAGUAGAAUUUAUGAUGCCCAAUCUUACACCGUUGGAAAGUUACAAAAGUGAGCCUUCCUUGUUCAUUUACUGGAUACCAGUUCAAUUGUCGAACACAACAGCAGAUUGCAGUGGAUUAAUGGAAAAAUCACAACCGGGAGAUGAUCUUCCGCCGAAGCCCAAGCCAAGCAAGAAACCAAAAAAGCGGAAAGCUUCGCCGUCUGCUGGUCAUGUGCUGACUGCUGAGCAGCUGAACAACGAGAUAGUGGGAAUGCGUGCCGUCAUAAAUAAAGCCCGCAUGUCUCUCGUCCGGCAUCUUGUGAGGAAGCUGAAGCGAUUAAAAUCGGUCGUUGCGAAAAAGCCAUCGGAAGUAUUGCAGAGGAAGAUGCGAAGGUACGAGGAGGAGAUACACGCCAUGAAGACCAUUGCACGGGAUGACGUUUCGAAAUUUGCACUUUUGAAUAAAAAGAGUCUGAAUGAGCUGCGCAUUACGGGAACAACUCCAGUGAAAGAGCGUUGUCUCUGGAAGCUUGCCUGCGAACGUUGUGUUGUUAAAGCUGUUGAAGAAUAUCGCACUCGUUUCCCGAAUUCUGAAGCGACUACGGCAUUUUUUCUUCAACGUCUAGGACUCCAAUAUUCAGUGGAUAAAGAAAUGAACAAUUUCAAAUCUCUCGAUUCGAAGAAGGACGAAGGUGAUGAUGACUCACAGGAAGCAUGUACUACUAGUAACGCCAUUGUCAGCACAAAGAGGAGAGAACCAUCAGACUCUGAAAGCGAAAGUGAGGCAAGUGAUGGUGAUGUCUCGAACAGAAAAGGUAGACUUUUCGAUUCCGACAUAUCUUCCGAAGAAGACCGCGGCAUAAUCAUCGGUUCGGAUAGCGAUGAUGACGGAGGUAAAGCCGCGGAAAAUCGUCUGAAGCUGUUACUGAGUUCUCCAAAAGAACCUAUGAAGUUGACCAAGAAAAAGAAAAGCCUGAAGAAAAGUAAAGGUGCGGUGCUGCAAGGCAAUGCAUCUACAAGUUUGAAGAAAGAAACGGGAGCUAUGGCGAGAGGGGAAAUUGUAUUGGAAAAACCUGUGUCAAUGGAAGCUAUGGCUGUCGUAUCCGAAAAUGGUCAUGAAAAUGAAAAUGAUUCUCCAUCCUACAGUUUCUUCCUUCCUGCCUCUGCAGUUCCAGACAUCGAAGCAAAGCGUGUACCUACAGCUACGACUUCAUCGAAAGCUGAAGCUCCUCAAAAACAUGACGGUGUGAAGAAGUUGAAGAAGUCCAGCGGAGAGAAGGAAAGCGGUAGUCCUGUUAAACUCAAGAAGAAGAAAAUGUUACCUGGUAAUCAAAUAACUUCUAAGGCUAAGGAGUCUCAUAGUCCCAUCGCUACGACUUCUUCAAAAGCCACAGUUCUUCAAAAACAUGACCGUGCGAAGAAGUCGAAGAAGUCCAGCGUAGGGAAGAGGAAUGGUGGCCUUGUUGAACUCAAGAAGCAAAAAAUGUUGCCUGAUCAUCAAAUGAACUCGAAGGCUAGUGAGUCUCAUAUUCCCAUCGAUGAACUUCAUCCUUCAUGGGCAGCCCGUCGCCGUGCUAAAGAACAGCAAAGCAUGGCGCCUCAAGGCAAAAGAAUCGUUUUCAGUGACGAUUAG